UGAAUUUAUGCCUGUGCACUGCAACCUGGACUCCUGGACAUUCAGAUACAGACACAGUAAACCAGCCUAUAUUGUUAGUUUUGAUGGUUUUGAUUAUUUGUUUAUUCAAAAUACAGAAAAAAUUGUUAAAAUGUCAUAUAAUUUUUAUUUUACGUUAAUUAUUACAUUAACAAUCACAAUAAAUAGUUUGUCAGCUGAACGAAUAAAAGAUAUGAUUUACAUGUCAAUUGAUGGUGCGGCUGCCUGUUUUCGUAGACACAAUGGUACCCAUCAGUUUGGAUGCUCCUCUACAAGAAGUGGAAGUGUUGGAGUAAUACAAUUAGUAGAAACAUUUGAAGAUGUGAAUUGGAUUGAGUCUAAUGCAACAGCUGGACCUUACACGGUUAUCUUACCUUUUACUAUGUUCACAAAAAAUGUAAUAACUCGUCUUGAUGCGACAAAUAAUAUCAAUGGAAUUUUAAUAACUAAAAAUAGUAGCCAAGCAUUUCCGUCCAGUUACUCCCCAGAGGAUACAUGUCCAAAUAAAUACUCUGGUAUACAAACAUGUGAUGAUAACAAAAUUUGGAAUCCGUGGGGAAAUGGCUUUCUUCUAAAAGAUUGGAAGUUUCCAAUCUUUUAUGUUGAGAAUGAUGAUUUAUUGGAAAAAAUAAAAAAUUGCUACUUUAAACACAAUGCUCAUAAUCUCGAUAAACAAAAAGAACGUCCUCUCUGCGCUCUGGAAAUGCAAUCAUUUAUGACAGCAGCAGUGGAUUCAGAAACAUGUAUCAGACGUAGUAAAAAGUUAUACAUGAAUCCAAUGGCAUUUUGUGAUCCACUGAGUGGUUUAAAUAUUCAUUGGCCUCUUUCACCUUUAAAUAAUAAAACAGAAUCAAUGAUUUUAGUUAUCGCUCGUCUAGAUGCUAGUUCUAUGUUUGAUAACAUAUCACCAGGUGCCAAUAGUGCAGUUACAGGAUUAGUUACUCUUCUUGCUACCGCAUAUUACCUAAAUUUACUCAACGCUACUGUAGAGCAUAUAAAUGUUUUAUUUUCUUUACUAAAUGGAGAGUCAUUUGAUUAUAUCGGAUCUAGUCGUUUUGUUUAUGAUCUCAAAGAGGGUAACUUUAAUGCACUUGGAGGUGAAAAUCUUAAACUAAAUCAAAUUAAAACAGUUAUUGAAUUAGGACAACUUGGAAAUGAUAAACUUUAUCUUCAUGCAAAUAAUUAUGAAAAUAAUGACGUGAUUAUAAAUCUUCAAAAAAUAUUAAAUCUGCAAAAUACGACACUUCCAAAUAGUGUACCACCUGCAUCUAUACAAAGUUUUCUUGCUGUAAAUCGUAAUUUAACUGCAGUUAUAUUAGCAAGUCACGGUGAACAGUUUACAAAUAAAUAUUAUGGUGGAAUUCUAGAUAAUACUGAAACACUUGGAAAUGAAAAAAAAGAAAUAAACACAACAUUAGCCCGAGUUGCGAUGAAACUUGGUGAUGUAUUGUAUGAAAAAAUAACAGGAAAAAAGUCACCUAGUAGUAAUGUAACAAUAAUUGAAGAACUUAUUAGUGAAAUGUUAUUUUGUUAUCUUAAAAGUGCUAAGUGUAAUCUAUUUCAAGCUGCUUCACCACCAGGAUCUAAGUUACCAAACCAUACAUAUCCUCUAUAUGUUGGUGUAAAUUCAUCUCCAAACCAUGCAACAAGCCUUACAGGACAACUUCUUGCAUUACUUACCGGAGAAAAAUUACCAAAUAUGACAGCGAACAAGUGCAAUCAACUUAGACUCGCUUGGAUGGGCGGAUAUAAUUUUACAGGAAUUUGUAUUAAUUCAACGGUUAAUUAUACAGCUGCUAUAAGCCCAGCGUUCACUAUUGAAGGAUACGAAAUGAAAUCUGGAAAAUAUUCAACGUGGACAGAAUCACGUUGGCAUAUACUUGGUGUUCGUAUGUUUAUCAAACCUUCAGCAGCAGUAGAACAAUUGACAAUAACUUUAGGAAGUGUUACAGCAAUUAUGUCUUUAAUUAUUGUUUGGUUUAUCAAUUCUCGCGCGGAUAUAUUAUUUGGUUAUAGUGUUACAGUACAGGAUUGCUAGGAAAACGCCGCGGACCACAUAUUAAUGACGAGAUUUAAUCAUCAGCAAGACGAAUCCAUUCCAGUGACUAGUCUUUGACCAAGAACAAAAAAAAAACAUAUUUAUGACACGUGUGUGGUACGCCCUCGGAGAUAAAUUAAUACUUAUUAUUAUUAAGUUGACGCGUAGUGCCUCUGGUUGCUCUCAAUGCAAUCUAGAAGUUCUAUUGUGUAAAUCUGUGAGUGAAAUAUCAAAAGACAAUAAAAUUAAAUUGUCUUUCACGUUGCAUUUGCCCAAUUUUUAAGUAUAAUUGUUUUAAUUAUUUAAGUUUAAAAUAAUAUUGAUUGAUGCUCAUUAAAUAAUUUUAUGUAUA
Molecule: messenger RNA, 2408 nt
Organism: Microplitis mediator
Lineage: Eukaryota; Metazoa; Arthropoda; Insecta; Hymenoptera; Braconidae
Gene: Nct
Product: nicastrin
Exons: 7
Coding region: 8-2056 (682 amino acids)
Biological process (GO): protein processing; Notch receptor processing
Cellular component (GO): membrane
Source: RefSeq, a predicted model, not a curated record